Topomyia yanbarensis is the source of this 7923-nucleotide messenger RNA. RefSeq lists its product as uncharacterized. The record is from RefSeq and is a predicted model, not a curated record. The transcript has 11 exons. Bases 482 to 2068 code for a protein of 528 amino acids. Gene Ontology annotation, molecular function: axon guidance receptor activity. Gene Ontology annotation, cellular component: neuronal cell body; axon; plasma membrane. NCBI's taxonomy places the organism in Eukaryota, Metazoa, Arthropoda, Insecta, Diptera, Culicidae. Gene Ontology annotation, biological process: homophilic cell-cell adhesion; synapse organization.
GCCCGCGCGGUGUGGUUGAUUUCGUGAUUAGUUCCAAUACUGUUCGGUACGGUACGGUACGGUAGGUUGGACUUUUGAUUCCUCGUGUGUUCUUUAUUAGAUUGUUCUCCGGUAGCAAUUCCAACGGGACCGGGCCGGCCGUUUUGUGCGGAUUCAUUCACACCCAAAACCUAACCAGGUCGGAAUUAAUCAAUUAUCAUCGUGCGAGGAUUGUUGUGGGGAUAAUAACAUUCGUAGGCGCGACCUCAGUGGUUCAGGCUACAACGACUAAUUGAAGGCGAGGAACAAAAAAGUUCUAUUUGAAUAAUUUAUGGUCAAAAUAAAUUGCAUAAAAUAAGACGACGACAGAUUAAGGAGUGUGUCGCAAUUCAACGCUCGUGAAAGUGAAUUUUCAGUUUGUUAGUGAGUGAAAUUUGUGAGUGAAAUUCACCGUAGAACGAGUAAGAACGAGAAAAAGCAAAGCAUAAAAACAGACAACAACAUGUGUCAAGAUCGAGUAAUUAAGCUGCUGAUAUUCAGCUUUAUCGCCGGACUGAUGCUGCAGGAAUCGUCUCCCCAGCCCGCCGGUAGCAGUUUAUCGAAGGAGCGAAGAGGUGGUGGCGGCGGUGUAUCCCCAGAUGAGGAUGACUACAAUUACGAUGACGAAGAUGAGCCAUCAAAGGAAAAUCCUGACAACGAGAUCGGCAAUCCGGGACCAUCGUCGGCGAGUCAGUUGCUGACGAAGAAUCAAACCAUCGAAACGGAGCUGGACGACAUGGUUACGUUGCCCUGUCGGGUGCAGAAUCCGGAGGAAAACACCAUUGUGAUGUGGUAUAACACCUCCCACCUGCUGUACGUGAGAACCAAUAACCACACCAAUGAUCCUCGACUAUCCCUUGGUAAGGAUUCUUCGUUGACAAUUCGCAACGUGCACGCCAGUGACGAUUCGAUCUACAAGUGCACUGUACUGCCGAUUCAGAAGUCCGCCUACAUUACCCUGAAAGUUAGAGGCCCACCACACAACGUCCGGAUAACGCACGGAAACUCCGACUACACCGACCGGGAGUUGGAGAUUCAACAGCGCGAUCGCAAGUUCAUCAUUCACUGUCGUGCCUUGGGUUAUCCGACGCCAUCGAUCACGUGGUCUUUUCGGGGAAAACACCUGGACGAUAGCUACGCCAAACAUACUGGAAUCAUGAUUCGCAAAGAAUUCCUCGAAAUUCACGAUGUUAAGGCCCAUCACGCGGGAGAGUAUGAGUGUCUAGCCCAAAACGGUAUCGGAGAGCCAGUGAGUGCGGUCGUCAAUGUGCAGAUCAAAUCCAACGCCACAAAGCCCGGAUCAGGUGAAGAUGGUGGCACUACAGUGUUUCCGGAAGACAAAGAAGCAAGCCCAUCGAUAGUGAAGCACGUCGAUUACCUGAAUACGGCCAUCGGGGAGAACGCGGAACUGGUCUGUCUGUAUCACAGCAAUCCGGAAGCUCGCAAGGUCCAGUGGUUGCGAGGUGAUGAAGUGCUUCACCCCAGUGCCAAACACGGUAUCAACGAAGAUCGCCACAAUCACCACCAGCGUACCCGACUUACGGUGAGGAACGUCGAACAGAAGGAUCUGGUUGCUUAUCUGUGUAAAGUCGAGAAUGCGCUGGGAGAAGCAUCGGCGAAGACGAUUCUCGGUUUGCUGCCCGGAGCUGCUCAUCUGAUUCAUUCCAAUUACUCCAACGGCCUGUUGCACACUGUGUGGAGGGUGCGAAGUGCCCAACCGCUAUCCGACCUGCAGAUCCUGUACAAGGGCGAAAAUACGAAAUACUUGACGAUCGAUGCCACAAUAUCGGAACAAAACAAGGAAGAAUCCGGUGAUGUUUGGAACAUCAAACGCUCGAUCCGGCUGCCGGAAGGCGAAUGGUUCAUCACUGCUCGGGCCAAGAACACCGAGGGUUGGUCCUACACGGAAACCACUCCGAUGCAGUUCGUAAUCCCCAGCGAGGUCUCGCUGGAAACGCAGGGUCUCAGCGAGAGUGGCUCCAGUCCGGUCCAGUCGCUCAGUUUAGGGUUCUGCUUGCUACUGGUCGCCCUGCUCUGCAGGUUGUUCUAGGUCGGAAUCGUGCGUCGUAGUGUAACUAUUUAAAUAGUUUUAUGUGAAAAAAAACGAAAUCUGGUCGCUUUACCCUCCCAUCCCUAUUUGAUUGGAAUUUGUAUACAUGUUUGGAAUGAUUGUGCCUCAUCCGGGGCAUCGGUUGUCGACCAAAGAGAGGGACAAAAGAUAGAUCUGCUGAAUCGGUCGAAUUCGGCGAUGAAUGCUUCGCCGCCGCGUUGCUACCUGUGUAUAGUUUUAAAUUUUCACAAAGUGGGUUGUUGCAUUCUCACAAUACUUUUUCUGUUAUAAUUUAUAGAGUAUACACGAUGCGUCGCCGUUGUUUGUUGCCAUAGCUUCGUUGACAUUUCUCUGACAAACACAUGAUUAGGGUUCAAAAGCCAAAUGUCAAAACUCAGAAAUUCUGGAGAAACCGUUUUUACCCAAGCACGGUGCAUAGCGAAACUUUUUCCUUUAUUUGCUAUAAAUGCUUGGCGAUUGACGGUCCGGAAUUUUCCCCCACAGUAAAUUUUGACAGUUGGCUUUUGAGCCCUAAUCAUAUGUUUGUCGAGAUUUGAACUCACUGUUGUCCGCAGAAUAGAAAUUCCCCGUGAAUUUUUUUUCUCGUGUUUUAUUGAAAGUCGCCUAAUUUCUGUGAAUUUUUAAACUGGUGAACUUACUUUUCAACUCUCAAUGAUUUCUAGCCUUUCAUGAAUAAAAAUUCAAUUAGUCGCUUGUUCGCCAUGGCGAGCCGAACGUCAAUACCUUUUUUCAAGAUCCUUAAAAUUUGUUGCAAUUAAAAAAAGAACAAUAGGACCUAGGUCAGUCUAUAGCCACUUUUCAACUUUCGUACUUUCUUGAUUAUUUCAUCUAUAGUCCUGUAAAUUCUAGGUUCUAACCGAUAGUGCAAAUGAAACUAGUAUAUAGAAAAAGAAUUUUUACAAGAAAGGUCUAAUGCACAACAAAUACUCUGGACAAAGUCUUUCUAUAACAAGGAGUUGUUAGUGGUGGUGAAUACUUACGCUUGGUAUAACGUAAUCAUUCCCAUAUGUUAAAGGAUCUUAUAUUGCUAAUCAUUGUGUAAUCUACACAGUUGAAAUAAAUGGUUCUUUUAAUUUAAAUUUAGGUACUUUUGAGUUUGAUGUCUCAAUUGCACUUAUUAAUGUUUUCGAAAACUAAACGAGAGUUUCGUCUCCAUCAAACUAUUCCGAUCAAUAAGGUGCUAUUGAGUUAUUGUAGCUAUACUCAAAAUUAGAUAAAAUUUACUUAAAUGCGACUAUACUUAACCCAAAGUUGAGUAUAAAAACCUGUUUAGACGUGGAUCAAUGAUGGAAGCUACCUUCAACGCGAUUUACCUAAAUUUAUCUUAUUCAAAGAUACCCUAAAGUUAAGUCAAAAGAACUUGGGUAAUUUUUCCUAUGCGUGCAAUUCAUGGCGUUGUUGUUAUACAGGAAACACUCGAGCGCAAACGAAUCCAUAAUAAACGUAAAAACGAUUUUUACUCGCAUUGUGUGGUGCAUUGCUGUUAAGUCACCAUGUAGAUUUUAGAAAAGAUUGGCAACUAUUAGACCUGAAAACAACGCAAUUUUCGUUUCGACACAUUAAAGAACCUUCUUAUGAGGACUUUGUACUCUCUGAACAUAUUACACGCUCGUUCAAAAUUCGUAUUAUGAACUCCAUUUUAGGGUACUUUUGAAUGAGCAUGUAGGUUCAAUAUUUUGUAAUAAUUCGCGCAAAUAACAUAGCGACAUAGGAAAUUUUGAUCAAAUCAAAUAUUACAGAAGCUAUGGCAAUUGGGUACUUGUGUUAAUGUAUAGACUAAAUGCUCUACAAAAUUAUUCACAGUAACUACAAUCACAGAUGUAGCCACGAAUAAGCAAGCAAGUAAAACAAACAAUAACAUAUUAUAGAUACAAAAUAGUCAUCCUUUUGAAGCUAUAGUCAGUACUGCAUUAGUUAGGCGUAAAGGAAAUCCAGAAAACUGACGACUCAUAUUUCUAAAUCAUGUAAGUAAAUCGAAAGGAAUUCGAAGAUUUCAGUGUUUUCAUAACUGUGAGAAGCACUCUCGGUGUGACAUAUAAAAUAGGCUUUUUACGGUGCCGGUGGUUCAGCGGCAAGCGUGUCUGCUUCUAUUCCUGUGCGUUUGCGUUUAAUCGAACAUUAAAUACGCUGAAUCCUUCUGGAGAAGACUCACCAUCUCUAUCGUUUGUUUACCAUUUCACUGUCAAUGGCAUUCUAAUCGACCACGAGACUUGUCAAAAGUAGAGCACUCUAGUUAGAGUGUGGCCACGAGGAAGAAGAAGACACAUGACGUAUCCAAACGAGCAUGAAAUUUGACGUAUUUCUAUUGUUAAGAUGUCAAAUUUCAUACUCGUUUGGAUACGUCAUGUGUCUUCUUCCUCAUGGCCACACUCUAACUAGAGUGCUCUAGUUAAAAGCGGCCAUUACAUGUUCAAUAUUCUUGUCAAUACUAGAGAGUAUUGGCAAAAGUAUUGCAUGUGUGAUGACAGUAUUGACCUAUUGACGAUGUGAAUUUCAAAUGGUAUUGACAUAUUGAAGCAAUAUCACACAGUAUUGUAUUGACAAAAAUAUUGCACGUGUAAGGGCAGCUAAAAGCAGGAAGAAAAUCGCUUCGAAUCCUUCUUGAACGAGGGCCAUUGACAGAUCUGGGGUUCGAUUGGAAUGACACUGACAGUUAAAGGGUAAACAAACGAUAUCCAGAAGAUUUAUGAAGAUGAAUAUCCAGAGAUUUAGCGUCGUUAUCCAACAUGAUAACCAUGUCGCCUUAAAAACAAUGGCCUGAAAACCGUGGAAAAUUAGAUAGUUCAUGUCGGCAACCAUAAACGAUGCUUCUGGACGCCACGUCAAAAACUGACCUGCUGAGCAGUUUUAACCCUUUAGAGAUCUAAAUUUAGUAUCAUUAUCAGCUCGAUUCAUACAAUACAUUGCCAUACACUUCUAACCGUCAAAGUAAACUUCACUUUUUUGACUGUUUACAUGGGAUUAGAGUUUUUGUCGAUUGUUUGUUUUUGUCGGUUAGCUCGAAGCAAAUGCAAGCCCACGCAAACAGCACUAACGGUUAUCCAAGGAUGUACACAAGAGUUUAUUUGCAGCGUCACGUGCUCCACGAGCCUCUUAUCUCAAAAGGAUGACUAAAGCGAAGCAUCGAUAGCGAAGGCGACGUCUGGGAAAUAUGUUAUAAAAAUCAGUCUGACUACAGGAACAUGCCUUGUAAAUCGUCACCGAAAACACACUUAAAACUCGUUAGUAUAAAUGUUACCAAUGAUCCGAUUUUAAAUCGCUUAAAUACUACAACUAGUGCUGGUCUUAUGAACCAAUUUCUGUACGAAUACACCAAGUUUUUUUUCGAAAUGUUUAUAAUUUGAUAUUACUUGCUACUUUGGUCUUCAGAAAUUCAGGUUUGAGCUUUAGGGCUGUUAAUUCUCUACGCAAACCUAGAAAAGUGUCCCUAACUACAACAUCAAUACCACUAUUCCAAUUAACUUCUGAGUUUUGCCCUUUUCUAUCCGAAAUCUUAAGCAUAAUGUGAAUUGAUCCGUGCUUUCUUAUUCCGUUUGGGAACCUGGAAUUUGACCUAUACAAAAUAAUAAGUAGUAAUCUCAGUUAUCCUUUAAUUCAACUAACCGUACUACUAUUAUAUAUAAGCUCCUUUUAAAUGAUUUCAGUGUAAACAAUCUGAAUAUUACUACUGAAUUUUGUCCUCUAUUAAUUCAAACGUUGCAAAUCAAGGUGGUUUUCGCUUGGGAUGCAUCAAGCCAAACUACUGUCAGUUUCAACUAACAACUGACUACUCAGGUUCCAAUUCACAAAAAAAGAAAUCAAUUUCUUCUUCAAAUUGUGGGAAAACAAUUUUUGUUAGGAUGCAACGAAAGUUUCCGCCAAAAAGUUAAUAUGUAUGACAGGCCGUCUUAUUGUUUGACAACACUUCCAUGAGUGCUUCCUUCACUGGGCGAGAAAGCACACAGAAAGAUGAAAAAAUACCCAAAGAAUAGGGUAUUUUAACUUAAAUUCAGUUCUGCAUCUCAUUUCUAGAAAUUUUAUGCAACACGUCAUAUCCAACGAUGAGACUCUCUUUGUUUACAUUCUCUUUCGAUUUUUACGUCACUAUAGCACUUUUUACUAAUUUUACGGUACAGAUCGAAAGACGGUGGAUUUGACCAGCAAACAGUUAUAUGGUCGGUGUUAAGUCAGAUCGGACUAAGUCGCAAAACAUCGAAAAAUGAGAUAAUGAUAGUACUGGAUAAAGAAUUUCGUCAGCUACAUUAAACUUUUGCCAGAUUUUAAAUAUGCAACAAUAAACAGGAAUUAUGGCAAAAAUAAUUUGCCAAUUAUAAUAUAAAGGAUGCUGCGAUUCAAACUUUAAACUCGCUUUUCUCGAAAUCAAUAUUUUGUCACUUAGUCCGGUCUGACUUAACGCCGACCAUAUAAACAAAUGUUGAAGCUACUGAAUUAUUAACAGAAGGGGUAAACAAAAAGUCUCUUCUUGUUAAAUAAGUUUGUUUGAAAAAACAAAAAAACCUCGAGAUUUGCACUUUUUAGUGUUGUCUAAAACGAAACGAGACAUUCAACUUUAAUUACUAAUAGCCAUAACACUGUCAGUAUCGGUUGUAUAGGUGAUGUACGAGUAUCGUAAGAGACAUCAGAGAGCAGUGGACAUGUAGAAUCGGUUACAAACUCCUGAAUAUAAAUCAGUGCUCCCAAACCUGAUCCAGAACCUUUCACGUAUGUACAAAUAACAUUAAAGUUCGACAUAGUCUGACCAAAAGGAAUCCCGACGUGAGUAUCUGAAACUAUUUUCUCCACUGGGUUCUUGCGUUGACAUUUUACAAUUUACGCCGAAUUGAGAGUAACACCCCAUAAGCGUUAUAUGUAAACUGAACAACUAUUGACUAAAUAAGGGAUGUAUACAUAUUGCGAUAAAGACGAUUACUGCCGCCAUUGCGAUGUAUUAAAAGCAGUAACUGGACACACUGUGCGCUAACUGCUAAUACGUUUAAUAGAGUUAUUUUCAUUUAUUGGUUCAUAAGAACAGCUAUAGUAUCUGCUCUAGGAAAUUUAAAACCCAGCCGAGUAAAACAAAUUAAAAAAACAAAUUCCAUCUCUGCAUUAUGAUUUCGUUUAAGUUUACUGUUUAUAUUGGUUUUCCUAAAUUUUUGCUGUCGGUUUCAAAACCAAGUAAAAGAAAAGGCAGCUUUGAAAUUCUUUGUUUAAUACCUUAAUUGUACAUUUUGAAGAAUGCUAAGUUGUAUUGAUAUAGUUUAUAAAACAAUUUCCAACUUUGUGUAAAAUAAUGAGAAAAAAACAAUCUAUAAUAUUAUAUAACACUAUAGAACUCGUAAUAAAUAUUAGUGUUAUUAAACAAUCAAUAGAUACUACUUAAAAGUGUAAGAUCUUCAAGAAGCGGGAGAUAAAACUACGGAUAAAGCGAUACGCUAGCAAAACAAUAUUAUUUUAUGUUAGAACAGGUAGCCUUAAAUUGUAUAGAAAUCAGGAAAGCAACAAACCCGCAAUAGAUAACCAAAAGAAAAACAAAACAGUUACAUAGUCCAGCAAAAAAUGUGUAAGCCAUAGUAUAUUUAUAUAGAACACUAACCAACUCUCUUAAUCUGUAAUUCAAUCAACCGAAAUUUACCAAAAAAAAAUUAUGAUGCACAGAUAGUACGUAUUGUUAUGAUUCAUGAAGGAUAACUGCGAUAACGCUGCGGAACAUAAUCAAAAAAUUUCGAUUACUAGAAUUCAAUGAGUCCUUACCGAGAAGUGUCGAUGGAAAGGUUGAAUAAAAUCGUUAGAAUCAGUCGGAUAAUUUCUGUAGGAGUGAAAAUACAAAUAAAGAUAUAAGAAAAGCGAAAUUUAAA